AUGGCUCUACGUGGUGCUUUUGACGGUCUUUUCCCAAAAGACAAUCCCAAAAACACUCGAUUUGCAAUCAAUUAUUUUACCAGUAUUGGAUUAGGUUCACUGACUGAGGAUCUACGUGAGCAUCUCAAGAAUGCACCCAAGUUGAUUCUGCAGCAAAAACAAGCUAUUGAUUCUAGCUCUGAUUCUUCGUCCGAUAGUGACUCGGAUUCUUCAGAUUCCGACUCCGAGUCUGAUUCAAGUGGCAGUCAAGACUCAUCUAGCAGUUCAUCCAGUGAUUCAUCCAGUGAUUCUUUGAGUGGAUCAGAGACUGAUACCAGUGAUGCUGGCCAAAAACAAUCUUUCAAUCGAAGGCGCGCUUCCCCAAAAAGUACUCAAAACAGAUCAAAUCAUAGUCCACGUUCUGUCCGUCGUGUUGCCAGUCAUCAUUUAACUCGGUCGACUUCUCCACAUCGUCGUGAUCGUUCUAUUAGCUCAGGUGCUCCUUUUAAAAAUGAUACUGAUCGUAACAAAAAUCAGAGUCGUGAUCGUUAUAGAGAACGAAGCAGAGAUCGCAGUAUUGCCAGAGGCAGAGAUCGCAGCAUUGACAGAGGCAGAGAUCGCAGUAUUGACAGAGGUAGAGAUCGCAGCAUUGACAGAAACAGAGAUCGCAGUAUUGACAGAGGUAGAGAUCGCAGUAUUGACAGAGGUAGAGAUCGCAGCAUUGACAGAAACAGAGAUCGCAGCAUUGACAGAGGCAGAGAUCGCAGCAUUGACAAAAGUAGAAGCCGUAUUCAUGAUCGUAGUCGGUCCCGUAGUGUGAAUCAUCGUUUGGAUCGUGUUCGUAAUUAUCGUCAGAGUUCUAGUCGAGACCGUAGUAGAUCUCGCAGCAUUGAUCGGUCUCGUAACCGCAAUCAUGGUUUAAACACGAGCCGCAGCAGAUCACCAAGUAUCCAUCGUCGUCGUCGAUCACCUUCUCAAUCUCCUCGCUCACGUAGCCCACCUGGUAGAGCUACUCGUAAGCGUCUUUCAAGACGAUCACCCUCCUUAUCACCAUCUGAAUCUUCAUCCAGUUAUCGUGGUGAGUAUCGUCGUAAGCCUUCCCCUGACUCAUCCGUUUCUCCUGCACAUCGCCGAGCCGUGCAUCGUAGCGAUUCUCGGGAUCGCAAACGCAGCAGAAGAGAUUCUUGAUGAUUCAAACAUGGAUUAAAACAGCCCUCAAUGUGUCAGGCCAUACAGUUGAAUACUUUUAAAUGAAUUCUGUCUAUUUU
Batrachochytrium dendrobatidis JAM81 is the source of this 1247-nucleotide messenger RNA. RefSeq lists its product as uncharacterized. The transcript has a single exon. Lineage: Eukaryota; Fungi; Chytridiomycota; Chytridiomycetes; Rhizophydiales. The record is from RefSeq and is a predicted model, not a curated record. The coding region runs from base 1 to 1167 and encodes 388 amino acids.